This is a messenger RNA of Gossypium arboreum, 848 nucleotides long. RefSeq names its product protein THYLAKOID ASSEMBLY 8, chloroplastic. The transcript has a single exon. Lineage: Eukaryota; Viridiplantae; Streptophyta; Magnoliopsida; Malvales; Malvaceae. Gene Ontology annotation, molecular function: RNA binding; protein binding. The record is from RefSeq and is a predicted model, not a curated record. The coding region runs from base 77 to 760 and encodes 227 amino acids. Gene Ontology annotation, biological process: chloroplast organization; Group II intron splicing.
CUUUAAAAGGAAAAAACUAAAGCCUAAAACCCUUUUAUCCUUUUCUCUUUGGCUUUCGCAAAAGCUUCCUAUUUUCAUGGCUGCCUCACUUCGGUUCAAUCCUACUUCAACCCCUUCGCUCUGCCCAAUCUCCACCUACAAGAGCUUCACUCCGGUACUCUGUGGCCCACGCGACAACCGCGGACCUCUCGUUAAAGGCCGUAUCUUAAGCACCGAAGCCAUCCAGGCCAUCCAAUCUCUCAAACGCGCCCAGCGGAACUCUUCAUCGACGGCAACGGUCACCCCACUCCCUUCCCUCUCCCGCCUCAUCAAAUCCGACCUCCUCGCCGCCCUGCGCGAACUCCUACGGCAAGAUCAAUGCGCCCUCGCCGUCCACGUACUCUCCACCGUCCGAUCAGAAUACCCGCCUCCUGACUUGAGUUUGUACGCCGACGUUGUCGUCGCGCUCGCUAGGAACCAUCUUAAGGAUGAGAUUGAUGGGUUGAUUGAGGAGAUUGGAAGCAUCGAGUGCGAUGACGAGAAGGCGCUUGUGAGGCUGAUCAAGGGCGUGAUUGGCGCCGGAAGGAAGGAAUCAGCGGUGAGGAUUUGCGGGUUGAUGAAGGAAAAUGGAGUCGGAUCGAGGAAAAGAGUUGGGGAGUAUGUGGUCAAAGUAUUGAGCAAAGGAUUGAGAAGAUUCGGGGAAGUGGAUUUGGCUUUGGAAGUUGAGAGGGAAUUUGGUGAAUUGUCUAGGGUCAAUUCCGACAAAUUAACAAUUUACUAGAUUUGAUGAUUUUUUCUAUUCCAAUACAAUAUUUUUUGUUUGUAUUAUAUUAGUAUAAUUAUAUUUACCUUAUUUGAUAUUUAUAUAA